UAAUGCUUGAAAUACAGAGAGAGACUGGAAGCAACACAGGGAUCCCACACAGCAUAGAAUGUCAAAGAGUGUUUUGUCUGCCAAAUUUUUCUUUGUUUAUUUUKACAGCGUUUUAAAUUCUAUAUGAAAUAGCUUCAUUAGAAGUUCUCUAAUUCCUUUUCGCUAAAAUAGUCGGUCACUUUAGAUUUAUACAGAGGACGUCUGUGAAAAUCGAURUCUAUUCGUAAACUUCUUAAAAGCCGAACGAAUGACGAAUGAAAACCGAUAUUUUUAAUAACAUCUUUAUUUUGAAUCAGCGUUUUAAAUUCUGAGUGAAAUAGCUUCCUAAGAAGUUCUCUAAUUCCUUUUCGCUAAAAUAGUCGGUCACUUUAGACAGAGGACGUCUGCAAAGUCGAUAUCUAUUCGUGAACUUCUUGAAAUCCGAACGAAUGACGAAUGAAAACCGAUAUUUUAAAAAGAAGGUGUGUAUGGAACGCCUGCUUCAUAUGAAUGACUUCAUAUGAUUUCCGCUGCACGUUUUUGAUAAAAUGGUUGAAAAAUUACCUUUAAAAUUAGCGGCUCAAGCAACAGGAUGGACUUACUUUGUUGUUUGGACUAUAUCUUUCUACCCGCAAGUUUAUUUGAACUGGAAAAGGAAAAGCGUCGUUGGUUUUUCAUUCGAUUAUCUGGCUAUCAACAUAGUUGGUUUUCUGUCAUAUUCUAUCUACACUUUAGUCACGUAUACUAACUCUGAAAUGCAGAGAUAUUUUCGCAAGGAAAACCACUCUAAAUCACGAGAUGAUCCGGUCAAACUAACCGAUGUCGUUUUCGCAACUCAUGGACUCGCAAUAUGCUUCUUUCAACUUGGUCAAGUAUGUGUUUACGAGCGUGGAACACAAAAGCUAAAGAAGUGGAUUGCCUGUGUCUGUGGCUUUGCUUUAACUGGAAUAUUUGUAUUGACUAUGGUAGCUUCCUUUUCUCACAACUCUUUGAAAAUGUGGGCUUUGGUUCUCACGUACUGUGGCUAUAUUAAGUCUAUAUCUUCGUUUUCCAAGGUGGUUCCUCAAAUUUACCUUCAUUUUAAAAGGAAAUCCACAGAAGGUUGGAGCAUUGCUGCUAUCUGGAUGGACUUUAGUGGUGGCAUCCUUAGUGUUGUCCAAAUGCUUAUCUACUGUGUUAUUGAUGGAGAUAAUACUCAACUCACAGGCAAUAUUCCAAAAUUAUGCUUGUCUGUUCAGUCUCUUAUUACUGAUACAAUAUUUAUCUUUCAACAUUACAUACUAUAUCCAUCAAAGCCAAUUAGCCGGGUUAAACAACAAGCUCAGCAAGAUGAAUCCAUUAAAAGUCUAAUUAAUAGUGAUACUGAAACUAUAGGAUAAUUUUAUUUUUUUACUACUGUAUGUUUAUUCUCAAGGGAAAAACACAAAGUCUAAGUAAAAUGGGAGCCAAGGAUGUCUAUUUAUUUUUACUUUAUUUUCUGAAAAUAUAAUGGUAAGAGAUUGGAUUUUCUAAGGGAUGGGAAAUUAAUAUAUUAAUAGGACGUUUUCAUGAUGGCGUCAUUUGACUCCCAUAACCCAGAUGCUUCGCAAAUUUUCUUUCUUAUUUAAAAUUGUAUUCCCUCAUGAGAAUGGUAAAACAAUUGGUGCUUAUUAACUGAACAAAAGAAAGUGUGCAAGGGAGUCUGGUAGUAGAGGUCAAUGACGCCAUCGUGCAAACGUCCUAUUCUCAUAUUUGUUUUCAAUCAUUCCGAAGAGGAUGAAACGUUUUGGUCAUGUUGGUUCGUGGUACAGCAAUUGAGUAUAUUAUAGACUAGUCAUCACUAGAGUGCAUGCAGUAAAACCAUGAAAUAAAAACAAAGUUGAUACUGACAAAUAUAGCUAUUUAUUGACUUAUAGUAGCUAUUACUCAACCAGAACAUUCAUUCCAUGAAGACGAAUACACAAGAGACCAUUUGUUUCAUUUGCUUAAUGAACGUUCUGGUUUAGUGAUAGCAAAUAUUAUAGUCACAAAAUAGUACUAUUUGUCAGUCAACUUGUAUUGUUUUUAUUUCAUGGUUUUACUGCAUGCUCUCUAUAUUUAUACAUUGGAAAUUAUUUUAUAAUUUACAGACUGUAUACUAUAAUUAUAAAAUUCAGGGGCGAAUCCAGGGGAGGGGUGCAGGGGGUGCACACCCCUCCCUGGUAACACUUUGUGCUCCUACUUCGACAAAUAACCAAUUUUAUUUUUUGCCUUUGAUUCUAAGGGGUGCACCCCUCCCUGGGUUAACAUUGUGUGCAGCACCCCUCCCUGAACAAAAUCCUGGAUCUGCCCCUGAAAUUUGUACAACUUUUAUAAUUAUAGUAUACCAAUAUUAUAAGUAUUUGAAAAUAUGAUAACUUAAAACCAAAGUACAUGUAUGAGGAAUUUUAUGAUGGUUUUUUUAUUUAAAACACUCUUAAAUAUUU
This is a messenger RNA of Actinia tenebrosa (Australian red waratah sea anemone), 2423 nucleotides long. Its product is annotated as cystinosin homolog. Gene Ontology annotation, biological process: L-cystine transport. The record is from RefSeq and is a predicted model, not a curated record. Gene Ontology annotation, cellular component: vacuolar membrane. Gene Ontology annotation, molecular function: L-cystine transmembrane transporter activity. Lineage: Eukaryota; Metazoa; Cnidaria; Anthozoa; Actiniaria; Actiniidae.